AUGUCUCCAGAAACCCGCUCUCGCGUCAGGGCGCAGUCCUUCGAGGAGGUAGAGCAGCCUCAUCACGACGAAUCGUCUUCAGAGUCAGAAACAGAUUCAAACAGUUCUGAGUAUGAAGACGGUAGCUCUGAAUAUGGCCAAGAAGAGCCUUCCAUUAUCCGAUCGCCCACCAAGCUCACAUAUCUCGUGGAUCACCUUCCCGAAAACACCCAGUCCAUUGUUCGCGAUACCUUCAAGGAGCCCCCCAAGAUUGCUCUCGAAAAGUGCCGUCGUAUAGACGACACAUAUGCCUUCCAGAUGACAGAGCUUGUUACUCGCUCGGUGCGAAUUCGUGCUCCAGAAGAUGGCACUUCCAAGCUGAGCUGCUCAUGUCGGGACGAUGGACAGCCCUGUGAACACCUCCUUUGGCUACUGGAUCAGAUCGUCAAGCAGACUAUGUACGAUAACGAUCUUAACAAGCCCCUCAAGAUGAACUCAGCAGGUCAUGCCGAAGAACUGGGAGAUCCUUUCCAAAGCAUCUCCAAGUAUCGUCUGGAUGUUCUUGCGGAUGGACUCCAUUGCCAUUUAGUUACUCCCGACUCAGAAUACGACAACGAACCAGAUACCUUCCGCGCGCAAGAGGUUCGAGAGAUUCUCUCCUCUGUUUACGAUAUCGAUCCGAACGAGUUUCGUCCAGAUAUCUUCGGCCAUAUAUCUCUAGGGAAGAAGACCAUCAAACCCAACGACCUCGAACAAACCAUUUUCCGAAUGCUCCUGGACAACCAUCAUUUCUUUCACUAUUUUCGCUCUCUAUCUCGUCCCUACGGCCUCAUCAAAGACCCAUUUUACAAGCUCACACAGCGCAUAGAUCGUGUCGUUCGAGAUUUCGAUGCCGCAGACCCUCCCUCAGAUUCUGAAUCUCCUCGUGAUGUACCAUGGGCAGCUUCUCACAUCCUCGGCUGCGUUCGACGUAUGCGCCAGGAGAUAUAUGCCCGCGAGAAACCUCUAUCAGCACGCGAGGCCUUAUCUGCAGCCCGCAGUCUCACGCAUAUUUUGGACUUGGUGGUGUCUCGCAACAAAGACCAGGGCUCAAGGAGUGCGCCCCGUGUCGAGCGCAACCUCUACUUACGCCUGAUUGGUGACCGCGACCAGGACUUUAUUCUAAAUGUUUUGAAUCUCAUUCCGGAGGCUGCAAGUCAGUUUCUCCAUAACCUUGAGGCAAUUCUUGAACGGAUCGAGAUCUACGGUGCGCCAGCAGGUUAUGUGCAACGCUUCAGGGCGAUGCUGAGGAGGCUGAGGACGUCGAGCACAGGAUCUGGUCUGAAGCGGUCUGUUCAGGGGCAACUAGGCGGUAGAAAGACGAGGAGGACCAGAUGA
This is a messenger RNA of Fusarium sp. VM40, 1356 nucleotides long. NCBI's taxonomy places the organism in Eukaryota, Fungi, Ascomycota, Sordariomycetes, Hypocreales, Nectriaceae. The record is from the annotation of a GenBank genome assembly.